Molecule: messenger RNA, 2901 nt
Organism: Scleropages formosus (Asian bonytongue)
Lineage: Eukaryota; Metazoa; Chordata; Actinopteri; Osteoglossiformes; Osteoglossidae
Gene: grinaa
Product: glutamate receptor, ionotropic, N-methyl D-aspartate-associated protein 1a (glutamate binding)
Exons: 7
Coding region: 398-1477 (359 amino acids)
Biological process (GO): negative regulation of apoptotic signaling pathway
Cellular component (GO): endoplasmic reticulum; Golgi apparatus; membrane
Source: RefSeq, a predicted model, not a curated record
AUUUUUAUAUAGGGGGAAAAAAGAUACGCAACAUCUUUUGAAACCACAAAUUUUCUUUUAAAAGCAACGAUGGUGCAUGCGAUUGAGCAGCAGACCACUCCCGCGGUCCGCUGGGGCAGAGCCAGGCUCUGCGCGGGAUCCCCCGACUACCCUCCCUGCCGUCAUGUGACAGCGGCGUGAGGUGACGUCAUGCGCAAUGUCCCAACGGGCGCGCGGUGGACGGCGGGUCUCGGUCUCUCUCUCUCUCUCUCUCUCUCACACACACACGGAUACAGAGACAGACGCAGUCGAAACAGCUGACGACGAGCGGUCUGGAAUAUAACAAAAACCUGACGUUUCGUGCUAGAACUGAUUACCAAAAGUGAGUUCUGACAACUGGGGUUUAGUCAACGCAGCCAUGUCCCAGGACAAGAGUGGCUACCCUGUUAUGGGAGAGAACAACCCCUUGCAUAACUCUGUGUUUGGCCAGCCGAACCCAGCUGCAUUUGGGAUGCCACCACCCAACUAUACGCAGGCCCCAGGUGGGGCCCCCUUCCCCCAACCUGGCGCUUUUGGUCAGCCCAGCUUUGCACAGGGUGCACCUGGAUUUGGGCAGGCUUCCUACCCACAGAUGCCCUUUCCACAGAUGCCCUACCCUCAGGGUUCAUAUCCCCAGGGUCCUUAUCCCCAAGGCCCGUACCCCCAGAGUCCUUACCAGCAGGGCCCACCUCAGCCUGGCUUCGUUGCAGAUCCCAAUGCCCCCCUGAACAGUCCGGGUUACCAUGCCGAUGUGCCACCGUCGUAUUACGACAAUGAGGAGUUCACCCAGUCAGGCUGGGAGGACAAAUCCAUCAGGCAGGCUUUCAUCCGCAAGGUCUUCUUGGUGCUCACUGUACAAUUGGUGGUGACCUUCUCCUUUGUGGCAGUUUUCACUUUUGUGGAAGACGCCAAGCGCUUUGUACGCGUCAACAGCUGGACAUACUAUGUGUCUUAUGCAAUUUUCUUUGUGGCGCUCAUUGUGCUCAGCUGCUGUGGGGAGUUCCGUCGCAAGCACCCCUGGAACUUGAUUGCGCUGUCCAUCCUUACCCUCAGCCUGUCCUACAUGGUGGGAAUGAUUGCAAGCUUCUACAACACUGACUCUGUCAUCAUGGCUGUGGGCAUCACUGUGGUUGUGUGCUUUACAGUUGUCCUCUUCUCACUGCAGACCAAGUAUGACUUCACCUCAUGCCGGGGAGUUCUCUUUGUCUGCCUCAUUGUCCUCCUGCUGUUCUCCAUCCUCUGCAUCUUCAUCCGUCAUAAGAUCCUGGACAUUGUCUACGCGUCGUUAGGAGCUCUGCUGUUCACCUGCUUCCUUGCUGUGGAUACUCAGCUUCUGCUGGGUAACAAGAAGCUGGCCUUGAGUCCAGAAGAGUACAUCUUUGCUGCGCUCAGCCUUUACACUGACAUAAUCAACAUCUUCAUGUACAUCCUGGCUAUUGUGGGCCGCUCCCGUGAUUGAGAGCCCUGGUCAGAGGAGAGAGGAGGUCUGAGCAACUGAAUGUGGAAAGAUGGGCUUUCAUUACACGCUUUCAUUACAUCCCUUUCCAACUAAGCUUGUUCCACUCCCCUUUGAUCAUCAUCCAACAGAAACACAAGACCCUAAAAUGACUUUUCUCCUCAGGCCCUGUGACACUGCUGGGGUGUGACUUAAAUGGGGAAAGGAAUAUAGAACUAUUUGUGUCCUGACAGCUCACUACACUACUUUAUAUGCUACUAGUGAGAUCGUUGGUUUGAACUCAUUUUGCAUAGAGUGCAGAAAAGUGUUGGAAUGGCUUGUACUGCAACAAAUUCAUUUAUUGUAGUUGUAGGUCACACCUUGCUAUUUGUUAGCAUCUAAGGGAAGAGCCUGUAAAAGAAGCUUAAGGGCACUGUAGUGUUAACAUGCUUCACUCUGGGCCCUCCUGGUUGCUGUGCAUGACCAUGUAUCACAGCUCAAAUGAUUUAAAAAGCAGAGAAAUGUCCCCGCUGUGUUGCUGCUUUCUAACUGUAGCUGUAAAUACAUGGGCGUAUAUGGUACUUAGUCUUUCACAACCUGCAGACCAGCUUACUUGAAUGACAUUUGACUGCUUUGCGUCAGACUUGAGGGAAAUGGAAAAAUUCAGCACCAGCUGACUAUAGCAAUGUCACAAACCGUGCUAGCUGUCUUACAAAACUCUGCAACGAAAAACAAACAUGCACUCCUAGGUAUGACUUAAUGUAUGCAUUUUCCUUAAAUUCUAAGGGGGGGAACCCAUCCCUGAAUCAGUACUACUCUUGUACUUAUUUGAAGUUUUGCCAUUGAGGUACCAUUUGUGUAUUUUCUUUAACUAGUGUGAAAUGUGAAAUUCAACUUUUUUGAACUGUGCAGUUUAGAGCAUAAGACAAAUGGAAUGACACAAUUGUACUAAGUUAUUCAGUCUAUUUAUUGACCGUACUGCAGGGCUGCUGUGGAAUUAAUCUAUGAAUGGAAUGUGUAGUCAUUACCCCCUUGUAUUCUAGAUCAUGUGCAGUGCUGCUGGAAUUUGUAUCAUUUGAAUGCUCUGAAAACUGCUUAGAAUUUUGAAUCUUGAUGGAUCUGAACAAGUAUUAGAUUUUCAUUUUUCUUUUCCAUCUUGUCAGCAUGCCUCCCUUCUUCGCAUGUGACAUGCAAUAUGCAUUAACAGAGCAUUCAGUGAUAAACAGUGAAAGAAAAUGCAUUACUGUAGCAGUCCUGUCAUUUGAGUUCAGAAUUUAAUUGUAUAUAACUAUAUACUGCAAAAGAUAAUUCUUUAGUGGUAAUGAAGUGUAUGGUGUAUUCUUGCCUUUGUAGUUCUGUUUGCACUGUAAAUUUGCAUUAAACUCAACUGGAAUUAUACUGCUACUUGCUUUUCGAUUCAAAUAAAGUUGACUAUCUCAGCUUAGAGC